AUGCUAUUUGCAAGGGCUACUUAUGUUGCUUCAAUAAUAAGGCGCAGAAGCCUUCCAUUUAUCCAGCAAGUCCGAAAUGUCAGUCAAUCCAGUGAAUUUAAGGAUCUCGAUGGCGACCGUCCUCGACGCUCCUACCUAUACGUCCCAUGCUCAUCAGAGCGCAUGCUAAAUAAAUCACUCGAAACACCGUCAGACGUGAUAAUCUACGACCUCGAAGAUAGCGUCGCCCCCGAUGCCAAGGCAGGUGCUCGUACGGCCUUGGGCAAAUUCUUCAAUACUCGACAUGAACCGCCAUUACCACUUUCUUCCCGCGUAGCCGUCAGAUUGAACGCAGUCGACACGCCUUAUUUCGAAGAGGACGUUCGUGCAGCGGUUUCAAUCCCACACGUCCGCACACUCGUCCUCCCCAAAAUCCACUCCGCCGAGCACCUCGACGACGUAGCCGAACUCGUUUCCUGGGCGUCCAGCUCUGCAACACCGCAGCCUCGAACACAACCACUGCGUUUGGUCGCCAGUAUCGAGAGUGCUCGUGGAUUAUGGAAUAUCGGACAUAUUGCCGAGUGGAAAUCGCAUAAUGGACCUACGGGAGGCGUGCUUAGAGCUUUACUUUUUGCAGCAGAAGACUGUACGUCUUCCCCCUCCUCGUCCUACCCCUCCACUAACCCACUAACCAUCCCACCCACCACAGUCUGCGCAGACACAUCCAUUAUCCGCACACCCUCCCGCCUCGAACUCCUCCACACCCGCUCCCAAAUAGUCCUCGCCGCAAAAGCCUUCCAACUCGAAGCAAUCGACAUGGUCUGCGUAAACUAUAAAGACCCCUCCUACCUCCUCGACGAAUGUCAAGACGGUCGUCGACUAGGCUUCACUGGUAAACAAGCUAUUCAUCCUGCUCAGGUGGAGACUAUUCAGAAGACGUUCGUGCCUACUGAGAAGGAGAUCCUCCGCGCAGCACGUAUAGUCUCAGCAAUGCAAGCCUCCCACCUCGAAGGCCGCGGCGCCUUCGGCCUCGACCUCUCAGACGGUUCAGGCAGUCGAGAAAUGAUCGAUGCACCCAUGUUGAAACAGGCUGAAAAUGUGCUUCGGGUAGCAAAAGCCGCUGGUCUGGAAAUCCCUGAGGUUUAACGGAACGAACGAAAAUGAAGAUGGGAUGGAAUGUAAGAUUGUAUUUUUCUUCAAAUCACAGAAAUUGUAUAGCAGCAAGCCCUCUCUGCCUACAAGCAUGCAAAGCCACUGGACCUAAAGAAUAUUAAUCAAAAGGGACAUCCGUCUCUAGUCACC
Messenger RNA from Fomitiporia mediterranea MF3/22, 1281 nucleotides. RefSeq names its product beta subunit of citrate lyase. NCBI's taxonomy places the organism in Eukaryota, Fungi, Basidiomycota, Agaricomycetes, Hymenochaetales, Hymenochaetaceae. The transcript has 7 exons. Gene Ontology annotation, molecular function: catalytic activity; magnesium ion binding. The record is from RefSeq and is a predicted model, not a curated record. Gene Ontology annotation, biological process: oxaloacetate metabolic process. The coding region runs from base 1 to 1125 and encodes 374 amino acids.